AUGGCAUCAUACGAAAAUGUUUUGGCCACAAGUGGUGUUCGGGUCUCGCUCCUAGCAUUUGGAACUUUUGAUGGAAGUGUUUCCUUUGGGUAUUAUGUUGAUAAUGACAUCAAGACUUGGAAAGAAAUAUCGUUUGAACAAGUGACUGGCAAAAUGUAUUGGAUCCCCAAGUUGUUCAAGGAUCCAGAGUCCAAAAAUGAUUUACUUUUAGUUACACAACCAACGGGGAAUACUGCUGUGUUCAAUUUAUUAAUUGAAGCCAAUGAUGGUAAUGUUAAUAUUUCAUUAGAACCAAAGGGACAUCUCAAUGGUGGGAAUGAAUCAUUCCCCAUGUCAUGUGCUGUAUCUGAAACAGAAACCCCUAAAGCAGCAGUAGGAUACGUGGAUGGAGAUGUUAUAUUAUAUGAUUUAAAGGAUUUGAGUCCACUUUUCACCUUCCAUACCACUGAUUUACAAACCGGUUCCAAUGACUCCAAUUCUAUUCCUAGAGCAUUGGUUUUCUCUCCUGGAGGGCUAUUACUUGCAGUGGCCCGUGAUAUACAAUCUUCAGGGUCAAUUACCUUAUAUGAUAUGAAAUAUGGUGAGAAUGUGGGUCAAUUGACUACCCCUACUCAUUCUAGCAAGGCAGCAGUUGGUGGGUUUGCUCAUUCCGGUUGGAUCAUGGGUCUUUCAUUCAAUGAAGAUGGUAGUUUACUUGCUAGUGGAGGAUUUGAUAGCUGUGUUCGUUUUUGGAAUAUUGAUACCAGAGAAAGAGAAGCCACCAUUCAGAUUUCAGUUACAGAUUUAGACAAUACUCUGAAGAUUGGUGAAAUGGAUCAAAGUAUAGUUAGUGGCGUACAAUUCAUUAAUAAAGGUGUGCGUUUUGGUGCUGGUGGAGAUAGCAACCAAGGGGUAUGUAUCAUAAGUUUUGAUAGAGGUGUGAGAUGGUAUAGAGAAGCCGGAGGUAUUUAG
Messenger RNA from Lizanozyma spartinae, 951 nucleotides. RefSeq names its product SKI complex subunit WD repeat protein (gene SKI8). Gene Ontology annotation, molecular function: protein binding. The transcript has 2 exons. The coding region runs from base 1 to 951 and encodes 316 amino acids. Gene Ontology annotation, cellular component: Cdc73/Paf1 complex. The record is from RefSeq and is a predicted model, not a curated record. NCBI's taxonomy places the organism in Eukaryota, Fungi, Ascomycota, Pichiomycetes, Serinales, Debaryomycetaceae.